GUGGGGCACUGCCAAUGUGUACUGUGCCCGGGGGACUGGUCAUUGUGACCCUCCUUGUGUUACCCCUGUACAGGUUAUUGAGGAUGUGAGCAGCUGCGGACACUACAGAUCCACACCCUGGCACUGCCCAUUAGCAGUGAGCAAAGGCACAGAACCUGCCCUCAACAAGGUGGCACUGAGGGCCACACGUAGCCUGGAGUCACACCGGUCCCUGGGAGAGAUGUCACGCAGCUCAGACACCCACAGUGCAGGCUCGCUGCAGGUUCUGGUGAGGGGCUGCUGGCAGAUGUUGUGGUGCCGGCUCGACGGGCCGCUGCUGCUGAUGUACGGGGGACCCAGAGGCAGCGGCGCGCUGCAACACUCCAUCGACCUGCGAGGCUGCACGCUGAGGGCACACACAUGCAGCCUGAGCAUCGCCCGUCAGGACAGGGAACUGGCACUGCUGCAGGCCGUCUCGCUGGAGGAGAGGGGGCGCUGGCUGCGGCUGCUCUCGGCAGCGGGUGGAGCUGAUGCAGACCCCGACCCGGACCCGGACCAUGCCUACGAGGACCCAUCCCUUGCAACCGGAGCGUGGAAUGGUGCCGGCAAUGGACCCGUCAGUGGGUUGCUGCAGCGGAGAGUCACGACACCCAACGCCUACAUGGACGACCCGUUUGGCCAAGUGUCCAUCCAGCCCACCCCAGGGGACGGAGACAGAGACAGAGACAGUGACAGAGACGGUGACGGCAGCCCUUCACCCCCACAGCAGAGGCUGGCUCUGCCCAACCAGCAGCUGGGAGACCGAAAAGGCACCAGAUUUGCAGAGAAUUACCAGCGCAACACCAACAGCAGCCAGGGGGCGAGGUACAACACCCUGCCCAGUGCCAGAUUUCUAACAUAUUGGGGUGAAUUGGAAAGGAAAGCACCUGAAGGUGAAAGGGCAGCUGCCCGAGACCAAUCCACACAGACAGACAAGAAAGACUUCAAAGAAGCGAUGGAUCCAUUGCCUGAACGGAAGGCGUUGCCACGCCUGGAGGAGAAGAUGCGUCGUCUGGAGCAGGCGGUGCUCCGGGCCAAGGAGCGGGUGAAGUCCGGCUCCGAGCUCAAUCUGCUCUCGCUCAGCAAGACCUUCAAACGCGCCUCCUGCGGGCACAGCCUGGCGCUGUUCUCCUCCAGCUCCGAGACGGCCGACCCAGAGGUUGCGAUCGUGAGUCCGAUCCUGAGGCGCACGGCAUCCGCCAAGUGCAGCCUGAGGCGGGCACCCUCAGUUCUGGGCGUUGAGAGGGGCAGAGUGCUUCAGAAAACAAAGGAAUGGGAGAUGAAGUCCUCAGUGUAAACGACAUGGAAAGGGAUGUCCGAGUCUUCAGCCAGGAGUGAUCUCGGAGUGUGGACACGCAGCUCCGUGAGACUCUGCGCUCUCAGUGGUGUAAUCGCCACGUGGAUCCUGCAUCAACACCGACUCUCUCCUGCCUGCCUGCCUGCCUGCCCGUCCCGCCAACAGGGCCAAUCCCAUGGCACGCCUGGGUUUCCUGUUGGAAUCUGUGACCUGAACCUCACAUGCAGUGGCUCGAAUGCAGCGGCCAGGGGCUGACUGUUAAUCUCAGCAUGGGAGAGGGGGCGCCACACAAUCCCACACAGCUCGUUACACUGUAGACCCACCACCCCACACAACACAUCCCACCACUGAUUCACCACUCCACACAACUCAUAAGUUGUACGAGCAGAAUUAGUGCAUUCAUCCCAUCAGGUCUACUCCGCCAUUCAAUCAUAGCUGAUCUAUGUCUGUCAACCCCAUUCUCCUGCCUUCUCCCCAUAACCCCUGACACCGUUACUAAUGAAGAAUCUGUUAUUCUCCACCUUAAAGAUAUCCAGUGACUUGGCCCAACUGAACAAUAUCCAUUGGCGCGGCUCAUCCCACCACUGACCUGCCA
Messenger RNA from Amblyraja radiata (thorny skate), 1910 nucleotides. RefSeq names its product actin filament-associated protein 1-like 1. The transcript has 10 exons. Gene Ontology annotation, molecular function: SH3 domain binding. The coding region runs from base 221 to 1315 and encodes 364 amino acids. Lineage: Eukaryota; Metazoa; Chordata; Chondrichthyes; Rajiformes; Rajidae. The record is from RefSeq and is a predicted model, not a curated record. Gene Ontology annotation, cellular component: cytosol.